Bombina bombina (fire-bellied toad) is the source of this 731-nucleotide messenger RNA. It is a transcript of the gene JPT1, whose product is annotated as Jupiter microtubule associated homolog 1. Lineage: Eukaryota; Metazoa; Chordata; Amphibia; Anura; Bombinatoridae. Gene Ontology annotation, cellular component: nucleus. The record is from RefSeq and is a predicted model, not a curated record. The coding region runs from base 75 to 503 and encodes 142 amino acids. The transcript is spliced from 5 exons.
AAAAGGAUGACACGCAGGAUGUGGGAAUCUGCAUGAUGUAGGGAUGCUGUAUCCAACGUGUGCCAACAAUCCAGAUGCCUGUGGGUACUGCAGACCUGACACUGUCAUUAGGUUUAACGAUGUCAUGCCUUCAGCCUUGGGUUUUGAGACCUCCAGGUGGGGGGUCUAGCUUCACCUUUGGAGCCAGUGAUGACAAAGCACAACCUGCCAGACGGUACAAGAUGGCGUCAAACAUAUUUGGCAUCCCAGACAACGAUCCUAUACCUCCACCCCAAGCUCAGAAAACAGGUGUCCCUGAAAAUACAGACUCUGAGGUGUUAGAUGAUGUGGAGCAGAGGACAUGCCCUGAUGGGGAGUGUGGAGAUGCAGCUGAUGAAAAGGGUGAAGCUGAAACACCUGCAGAAACUCAGGAGUCUGAAAAGGAAGCCCCUCCAGCUGAGCCUGCACCUACUUAUGGCAGAAGAAACCCCCCUGGGGGCAAGUCAAGUCUGGUACUUGGUUGACUGGUUAAUAUGCUGGAUCUUUUCUUGCUGGAUCUUUACUUCAAUAUAUAUGUGACUGUACAUUUCCAUUUUGUCAUAUGAAGCACUUUCUGUCCUGCCAUCUUAUAUUUUUUUUUAUACAAACUUCAGUCUGUUCCAAAAUCUACUGUAAGAGGCAUGAGUUUUUUUUAUGUUGUAUUGUUUUAAUGUUUUUCACAUAAAUAAAGUAUGUUUGAAUGGUUUCUGUAA